Molecule: messenger RNA, 2159 nt
Organism: Acipenser ruthenus (sterlet)
Lineage: Eukaryota; Metazoa; Chordata; Actinopteri; Acipenseriformes; Acipenseridae
Product: protein PAT1 homolog 1-like
Biological process (GO): P-body assembly; deadenylation-dependent decapping of nuclear-transcribed mRNA
Cellular component (GO): P-body
Molecular function (GO): RNA binding
Source: RefSeq, a predicted model, not a curated record
UCUGCGCUCUGUGGUGCGUGCGCGCCCGCGCGGCGUGUUAAGUUUCGUCUCCUGUUUUUGCGCGGCCUGGUCUGAAGAAAUCGCCGGACCGGGUUGUAUGAAGUCCGAUGUUUCGAUUUCAGUCUCUGGAGGAAGACUGCCCCCUAGAGGAGGAAAGGGAGGCGCUACACGUCUUAGUCGAUGAAGACGAUGAUAUCGACCAGUUUAAUGAUGAUACGUUUGGAUCGGGAGCCAUCGAUGGGGACUGGAGAGAAGAACACGACCGAUUGGCCGAGCUGGAUGAGAAGGUGGGCGGGACUUCCCCUCUGCAGGCCCCUCCUCCUCCUGCUGCUCCUCCCGCCCCCAGCUCGUUACCCCAUCUCUACUCGACGGGUCUGGGGGAGACAGGAACCCUCAGAGAGCUGGACAGUCUGCUGCUGGGAGGGGAUGAGAACCUGGCCCACAGUCUGAGCAAGCUGGUGUUGAGCGCAGAGCCAGAUUACAGGGAACUGGAGGAUCCCGCGAUCAUGAGAGCUGGGCUGCAGCAGCACAAGAGGGCGCCCCUGCAGCCCAGAUCCCAGUUGAACUCUGGCAGUAUUUGGGACAACGCGAUGGGACUGGGAGGAAUGAGCAUUCCCAAACUGUCGCAGGUCCAGGACAGCCCCCUCAUGUCAAUCAUCAAAGAAGUGGGGCUUCCCAAGAGGCCACCAAUGGGACGGGACGAGGGGAGGGACUUGUCUGAGCGAGCCCCGCCCCCGCGCUCCACCUCGCCCGUGAUUGGCAGCCCGCCGGUGAGGGCGGUACCCAUCGGGACUCCGCCCAAGUAUCCGAUUGGUCACAAUCUCAACCAGCAGGUUCUCUGUCCGACACCUGUGCACGUCAGAGCAUCUAUGCAACAAAGAUUUUCUAGUGCUUUCAAUGACCGCAUGUCUCCUAAUCAGCUUCUCAACAUUGCGAAUUCCCAGCUCCGUGGCCACGCCUUCCCUCCGGGCGUCGGCCCUGUCCUCACCCAGCUACAGCGAGCGCAGAUGAUUGGAGCAGGCCAGCCUGCCCGUUUGUCUCCCAGUCACUUCUCCCUCAACCCCGCGCUGCUGCAAGGCAGGAUGGGAGCGAUGAUGUCACCGGCGGUGCGGAGCGCCGGGUUCCGGCCCUUCUUCAGCCCCUCCCAGGGACCCCCGGUCCGCCCGGGACACAACGCGAGGGCCCCCCAGCAGCACGGCGCGAUGAGGGGGGACACCACACACCUGCACCCGCAACACCGACGCCUGCUGACCCAGAGAAUGCAGCAGCAGACCGGGAGGGGUCAGAACGGAGCUGGGGGGGACAGGCCGCAGCGGCUCGGGGGGUCCCAGGACAGGCGUCGGGACCCCUACAGCAAUCUGAUGACGUCGAGGGAGAAGGAGUGGGUGUCCCGCAUUCAGAUGAUGCAGCUGCAGAGCACAGACCCCUACCUGGAUGACUAUUACUACCAGGUACUGCCUCCCUGCGUUAGCCUUUCAUUCACGGGUCUGGUUACCCCUUUUCUUUAUCCGCUGGAACCACCAAGCCUAAUAAACCACCAUCUGUUUUUUUUGUUUUCAGAAUUAUUUGAGAAGUUAGAGAAGCGUCCUUCUCCAAUGGACUCCAACGGAGAUGCUCACAAGAGAGAACACACGAAACUCAUCACACCCCAAGUGGCUAAACUGGAGCACGCAUACCGACCAGUGCAGUUUGCAGGGUCUCUAGGAAAGCUCACCGUCUCCAGCGUGAAUAACCCACGGAAGAUGAUUGACACCGUGGUCAUGACGACGCGCUCCGACGAUGAGGAGAAGAAAGAGAAACAAGUCUGGAACAAACGGAGACAGAUUCUGUACACGGUGGAGAAGACGUACAGUCUGCUGCUGGAUAUUCAAGACUUUGAGAGGAAGUACCUCCAGACUCCGGAGGAAGAGAGGGGGGCGUUGCUGGAGGAGCGCCGCUCCAAAGUGGGGGAGAUGUUCGAGAAUCUGCGAGGGAGGCAGACCGACGCCGACAGAAACAGAUUCUCGGACGAUCACUUCCUUCAGAUCAUGCGGGUCCGGAAAGGGAAGCUGCUGGUCUCCAGACUCCUCCCCUUCCUGAGCAUGGAGCACGCUGUUGCGGUCGUCAUGGCGACGGCCCGGAACCUGCCCUACAUCGCCAAGAAAGACGCGCAGGACGAG